GGCGGGCGGCACGGCCGGGCCGCGAUGGCCGAGGGGCCGCCGCGCGCCUUCCUGCAGAGCCUGCGCACGCUCUUCGACAUCCUGGACGACCGGCGGCGCGGCUGCGUGCACCUGCGCGAGAUCGAGUCCCGCUGGCGCGGCGCCGACGCGCGCGAGCUGCCCCGCGGCGUGCUCGAGGGCCUGCGCCAGGUGGCCCCGGCCAGCGGCUACCUGACCUUCGAGCGCUUCGUGGCCGGCCUGCGCACCUCGCUGCUGAGCGCCGACGGCGGCCCGCGGGCCCCGGCACAGGCCCCGGCUCGGCCCGGGGACCCGCCGCCGCCGCCGCCGCGCCUGGUGUUCGCGCCGGCCGACGAGCCGCGCACCGUCCUGGAGAGGAAGCCCCUGCCCCUGGGCGCGCGCCCCCCGCCGGCCGGCCCCGGCGGCGCGGCCCGGAGCCCGGAGCGGUCGUGCGGCCCGGCCGAGGCGACGCUGGAGCGGGGCCCGAACACCGACGCUGGUGAGUGCGCGGCGGCCCCGGCCCCGCCUCGCAGCCUCCCCGAGGUGGCUGCGGCCCGUGCGUCUCGCUCGAAGGACGCGGGUGCAGUGGCCUGCAGGGCCCCAGAGGUAGGUGCGGGGGAUGCCCGGCAGGCCCCCCGAGCCCGAGGGGAACGUCGGAGGCACACCAUCACCAACGGCGUGGACUGUGGCCUGCUGAAGCAGAUGAAGGAGCUGGAGCAGGAGAAGGAGGUGCUGCUGCAGGGUCUCGACAUGAUGGCCCGGGGCCGCGACUGGUACCAGCAGCAGCUGCAGCGCGUGCAGGAGCGUCAGCGCAGCCUGAGCCAGAGCAGAGCCAGCAUCGACUUUGGGGCUGCAGGGAGCCCCCGCUCUCUAGGGCACCUGUUGCCCAAGGUACAGGAGGUGGCCCGAUGCCUGGGGGAGCUGCUAACUGCAGCCUGCGCUGGCAGGGCUCCGCCCUCCUCCUCCUUGGGGCCCCUGUGCCCUGCCUUGGCCCCUGCCUCGCCCUCAGCCCCCGGCUGGCAGCAGCAGACUGUCUUCAUGCUCAAAGAGCAGAACCGCCUUCUCACCCAGGAGGUGACCAACAAGAGCGAGCGCAUCACCCAGCUGGAGCAGGAGAAGUCGGCCCUCAUCAAGCAGCUGUUUGAGGCCCGAGCUCUGAGCCAGCAGGACGCUGGGCCUCUGGACUCCACCUUCAUCUAGCCGGAUGUGUGCACAGAGGGGCCCCUCGGGCCUGGCCGGCCCUCAGCCCUGGGCGGGCACCUGCCUGAGCCCAGCCUCUCUGGCCGAAGACCACCCCGCUGGCCUGGACUCGGUCUUUGAGUGGGUGCCCUCCCUCCUCCCAGGAAACUGUGCUACCCCGAGGCCUGGCCCAGGCUGGCCCGUGCCCCAGACACUGACUUCUGGCCUCGGGUGCUGACUGGGGGCCAAGCUCCGUCGCGCGGCCACGGCUUGAAGCUGCUACUGUCCCUAUCAGUGGACGGACUGGGACCCCUCCUCGUGUUUACCAGGUCUCGGGCGCCCCGCCCCCACGUUUUCAGCUGUCCAGUCUGCUCGCUCCUCCCUGAGCCCC
Cynocephalus volans (Philippine flying lemur) is the source of this 1567-nucleotide messenger RNA. It is a transcript of the gene SAPCD2, whose product is annotated as suppressor APC domain containing 2. The transcript is spliced from 6 exons. Bases 25 to 1197 code for a protein of 390 amino acids. The record is from RefSeq and is a predicted model, not a curated record. Lineage: Eukaryota; Metazoa; Chordata; Mammalia; Dermoptera; Cynocephalidae.